Phytophthora sojae is the source of this 483-nucleotide messenger RNA. RefSeq lists its product as hypothetical. The record is from RefSeq and is a predicted model, not a curated record. The coding region runs from base 1 to 483 and encodes 160 amino acids. The transcript has a single exon. NCBI's taxonomy places the organism in Eukaryota, Oomycota, Peronosporomycetes, Peronosporales, Peronosporaceae.
AUGUCGCUUCGAGGUGGCGCUCAUACGGCGUCUAUCGGCUUGAAGCAAAUGCAUCCUGCUAUUAGGGAUGAGGUGCAGCACACGAGGACUAAGUUGGAGGAAGCACUUGUCUCCUUGAUACGUCUCGAGGAGGUGGUGCGCCUAGCCAAAAGCGUGCACAAGUCUCGGACACCGCUGAACACGUUGGCGCCAGAUGUGCAAGCGUCCCUUGCGGCAAUGGCCUCGGUCGGCAUGCAGAUUGGACCGCUUCUCGAUAAUGUCAAGGCUGGUAUGAAUGCUUCGAGUGGCGUCGAGUUCCAGGAAAUGUCAACAAGCCGAGCGAACAACGAAUCGGUGCCGGCAACAGAGACGAAUCCCACGGCAGAAAUUCGCUCAACAAUGCCUCCACCUUCGGCUUCGCGUCAUCUCUACGUGACUCAACCGAGCCGUCUGCAUUGGGAUCAGCCGACCACAGGAGGGAUAACCUUAGUUCACCCUCACUGA